This is a messenger RNA of Nylanderia fulva, 1521 nucleotides long. The record is from RefSeq and is a predicted model, not a curated record. NCBI's taxonomy places the organism in Eukaryota, Metazoa, Arthropoda, Insecta, Hymenoptera, Formicidae.
AUGCUUCUUCGAUACUCGUCGCUACAACGCCUGCUCCGGAUCACUGCGUGGUGCCGUCGCUGGCUGCGGAUCCAUCGUCAGGACCACCUCGCGCAUGGCCAGCCCGGCUUGAACAGCGCCGACGAGAUCGAGGACUCCCGGAUCUCCUGGUUAAAAAUCAUCCAGGCUGAAACAUACAAAGAAGAACUGAGACACCUGAAGAAUGGAAAGCCUCUGCCGACUCGAAGCUCCCUACUGAAGCUAAGUCCUUUUCUGGACAGUGAGGGACUCCUACGCGUCGGCGGGCGCCUUAAACACGCUGCACUGCAGUAUGAUGCCACGCAUCCAACCAUACUACCAAGCAGAUCUAAUUUUACUUGCCUCAUCAUCGACGACUACCACAAGCGGACGCUGCACGGCGGCACCCUGUUGACCUUGUGCUCUCUUCGCCAGGAGUAUUGGGUCCCUCGAGGUCGCGCUCUAGUGAAGAGCCGCAUCAGCCGGUGUCUAAGGUGCACCAGAUGGCGGGCUGCCAUCCCUCAGCCACUGAUGGGGGACCUCCCGGCACCACGAGUUACUCCAGGCCGGCCGUUUCUGCAUACCGGCGUAGACUACGCCGGACCGAUUUGGAUGCGAACAGCAGGGGGCCGCGGACUCAAGGCGACAAAAGGUUUUAUUGUUGUCUUUAUUUGUUUAGCUUCCCGAGCAGUCCACCUCGACGCGGCCUCGGACUACACCGCUGACGCCUUCCUUGCCGCCUUGCGUCGGUUCGUCGCCAGGCGAGGAGUCUGCCACUCGCUAUAUAGCGACUGCGGCACCAACUUCGUGGGUGCCGAUAAGCAGCUUAGGCAACUAUUUUCCGCCGCCAGUGCCGACGGACAUCGCAUCGCAACCUUCGCCGCCCAGGAAAGAAUCCGGUGGCGGUUCAACCCGCCAGCUGCACCUAACUUCGGCGGUUUAUGGGAAGCUGCCGUGAAAGCGAUGAAGCACCACCUUCGGCGAGUCAUCGGUGACGCCACCCUCACCUACGAGGAGAUGACUACUCUCCUAGCCCAAAUUGAGGCCUGCCUCAAUUCCAGACCGCUGCAGCCGUUGUCUGACGAUCCGGAGGAUGUAGCCGCACUCACACCUGGUCACUUCCUGGUCGGCUCCGCUCUCUCGGCGAUCCCCGAACCGUCGCUCGAACGAGAGCCGUCGGCACGUCUCUCACGGUGGCAGCUCCUGCAAAACAUGAAGGACCAUUUCUGGUCUCGGUGGGUCAGCGAAUACUUACACACGCUGGCCCAUCGGCCGAAAUGGUCCCGAAUUAAUCAGGAGGCUCGCGUCGGUCGAAUCUGCCUCGUGCGAAACGAAAUAACACCACCAACACGGUGGCCGCUUGCGCGCAUUACACGACUGCAUCCAGGUUCCGACGGUAACGUUCGCGUAGUCGACGUCCGCACCUCGACCACAAAUUUGACGCGUCCCGUGAACAAGUUAGUCUUUCUGACCGACGGCUCCGAAGACUCACUCGAAUCGCAAUCACGCGUCGUCCGCGUUUAA